Messenger RNA from Apodemus sylvaticus (European woodmouse), 2298 nucleotides. It is a transcript of the gene Terb1, whose product is annotated as telomere repeat binding bouquet formation protein 1. Bases 1 to 2298 code for a protein of 765 amino acids. Lineage: Eukaryota; Metazoa; Chordata; Mammalia; Rodentia; Muridae. The record is from RefSeq and is a predicted model, not a curated record. Gene Ontology annotation, biological process: homologous chromosome pairing at meiosis; meiotic attachment of telomere to nuclear envelope. The transcript has 18 exons.
AUGGAAAGUGAGAAUCCAAAGAAAACACAAGAAAUGAAGACUGACCUGAAGUUACUGUUGGAAUGUCUGAAGUAUCACAUGGGCAACCCAUUGUCUCAAAAGGAAAUUUUGAUCACUAUUCGUUCAGUUUGUAAACAAGACAGUGAUGCCAGUAUUUUUUUCCGGGAAAUUGGUGGUUUGAUGUUUAUAAUAGAUCUUGCAAAGUCAAGUGAGCAUAGCAUGGUAAAAGAAGCAGCCUUAUACACAUUAGGAUCUAUUGCAGAAGAAAAUGUUUACUGUCAGCAAUCGUUGUGUACUUCAGAAUUAUUUCAAGAUUUAGCCUUGCUCUUAACUAAUGAUGAUUCAAACACAAAUUUGAAAAGAAUGUCUGUCUAUGUUCUUUUGGUUCUGGUUUCAAAUAAUAGGAAUGGACAAACUCUUGUGAGAGAAAUGGGUUGUAUUGAAAUUCUGUCACAGAUGUUCAGGACAGUUCUUUCCAAUUAUGAGUUGAAUUUGUCAGAUGAUAAUAUUUUCCAGAGUUAUCUGUUAUGGGCUUCAGUGUGCAGUACUCUGUGUGUAUGUGUCAACAAUCCUCAAAAUGAUGAGAAUCAAGUACUUUGUUGUUCACUUUUUCCAUAUGUUAAUGAAUGGCUAAUGAAUUGCAUGAAACCUGAGGUAAUUCGACCUAUAUGCUCAUUUAUUGGACUUACUCUUGCAAAUAAUACACAUGUUCAGAACUGCUUUGUAUCUUCGGGUGGACUGGACGUUUUGUCUCAAGUUCUUGUGCAACUGGAGUCUGAUUCACACAAUACUGUUUCCAGUGCUAAGCUUGGAGUGGUAGUGACAAAGACCAUGGAUGCAUGUAUUACUGAUAACUCAGCUGCUUUUGCAUUGGUAUUAUCCAAAUACCACAUUGUUUCUACACUUCUGGCACUACUCCUUCAUGAAAGUCUUGAUUCAAGAGAAAAAUUUAGCAUCAUACUUACCAUUGGUCACUGCACAGAGGAUUGUGAGAAAAAUCAGUAUGAACUUUUAAAAAACAAUGGGCUUCCACUGAUGAUACAAGCCUUAACGGAAUUUAGGGAUGAAGACCUAAACAAAGCUGCCACUUAUGUGCUUCACAACUGCAAAAACAUUACUGGGAAAUUAUCUCUAAGUCUAGGACAGAAUUCUUGUAGUGAAAAUGAAACAGAACUAAAGGGCAUAAGUGAGAAAGAGACUCUUGGAGAGCACUGGAAGGCAGCAAAGGAAAUUCUGUGCAGAAUAAAACAAUUUGAAAAAGGGAGAAAAGAGGAGAAACAACAAAAUGGACAAUAUAAGGAUACUACCCCAUCUAUGAAAGUAAACAUACAGAGCAAUCUGAAACGUCUCUGUGCAGAUAGCAUUGGAGGCACCAGAGCAGAAGACAAGGACACAAACCAGUCUCGAGAGCUUUGCAGCUAUGAGCCCAGUGAACUUGUGUCUAAAGCUUGUGCAAAUGAAAACCAACUGAAGACUCUGAAAAAGAACACAAAUCCAGUUAAUCCUUUCUAUAGGGAAAAAGGACAGAAUAGGAUUGUGCAUAAAACCACUCCAAGCUGUGCUCAAAACUUAAACGAAGAAAAAACUUUUGACCAAAAGGAUUCUGUUUCUCAAUCAAGUGACCAUGUCCUUAAACAUCUGACUCAUACUGUCAAAAAUAGAAAGCAGCAGGUACAAGAAACAGAUCCAUUUACAUUGUGUUUAGAGAUAAUAGAUAAAGAAGUUGGUUUUCAAGCAACUGACAGCUGUUCCAAAAUGUUAAAAGAUAGGUGCCCAGGUUGCAUAAAAAAACGCCUCAACAGCCGAAAUUUUAGCAAGCUUUUGCACUCUUGUGCAUACCAAUGUGAUCAUCAUAAGGUCGUUAUGGAAGCUGAAGACAAAUAUAAAAAUGAACUAAGGAAAGCAUUUAUCUGUGCAAAAAAAAUUUUGCUGACUCCCUGUAGAAGAAGACAACUUAGUAAAGAAUCUGCUGCCUCUGAAGAACUAAAAAUUGUUCAUCAAAAACCAGAUAGUGAAAACCUUCCAGAUUUGGAAGCACAUGCCUUAAAUACCAGCAUUCCAGAGGCUAAGGAAAGAAGAUCCCCAGUUCCAGGCCAUCGUGGACUACAUAAAAAAAGAAGAACUCGUAAAAACUUUACCAAAGAAGAAGUAAAGUAUCUUUUCCAUGGAGUUAAAAAAAUGGGAAAUCACUGGAAUUCAAUUUUGUGGUCUUUCCCCUUUCAGAAAGGACGGAGGGCUGUAGACCUUGCUCACAAAUACCACAAGCUGAUCAAAGGCCCCGACUGUACAACCCUGUGA